AUGUUUGACGAAAAAACACAUCCAGACCAUCCAACAAGUCCAAUAUAUUCUGAGAACUAUAUUCAGUCGGAUUUUCUGGAUGCACCUAUCUCUCCGAAAAAUCCUUCAAAUCAUACAAAAAAAUCUCUUUCACUUACACCAGAAUACACUCAUUCACCAAAUAUAUCUCACGAUGUUAAAUAUACUCACAUGGACAACAGCUUAACUGUAAAUAUGCAACUCUCAUACAAAAUAGACCUAUUUCGACGUGGCAUUACACAGAUUCAAACACUUAUUUCUCAAAAUGUUCUUCAAAUGUGUGGUAAUUCAGUCGUCCUGCUCAUUUGUCAUGCAAUCACAAAUAUUCAAGUAGUAAUAGCGAAUGUAACAGAUAUCCCAUGCAAAGAUGCAACAUUGUGCGUACUUUUGCAACAGAUUUUGGAAAGGAUGAAUGACUGUUUACUAUUGAGCACAGAAAUGUUAUAUACAUAUCAAUUUUCUAAUGUUCCUCUUGCUUGGAGACGAUUGUAUGCAUAUGCAAGUGCAUUUAAAGCAAUGGCAGAGAUGAGUAUGCAUCAAACAGAAGCCAAGAUAAUAGAGACCCUUGAUAUGGCACUAAUUAUGACGGGAGGGGUCGAUAUUAAGCAUUUUUUAAUGGAACUAGUGAAUAUACAGAAUCCAAAGGCUUUGUCAAAUCAAGAAAUAUUACCUACUUUUCAUCCAGAAAAAAAUAUUGAACAAGUAACAAUUCACUUUCCAAUUCGCAGCAUGCAAUCACCAUCUGUACACACAUUUCAAAAUGAUAUAUUAGCAGUCCAACAGCCACUCAUCAUAAAGAAUAGCAUUAAUCAUUGGCCAGCAUUAUCUCAAGAAGGCUGGAUAAAAAUUGAUACCUUAUUAAACAAAACACACCAAGGUCUUCGUAUUGUUCCUGUAGAAAUAGGAAGGAAUUAUACAGAUCAAGCAUGGGGACAACAAUUAAUGCCUUUUUAUGAAUUUCUGAAGAAAUAUAUUUUACAAACAAAAAAAACAUCUAAUACACACGGAACAGAGAAAGAGGAAAUCGGCUAUCUUGCUCAACAUGAUAUAUUUUCUCAAAUACCAGCAUUAAGAGAAGACAUCAUGGUGCCCGAUUAUUGCUUUACAACACCACCUCCUAUACCUUCUCAUCUUCAAGCAUUUAUUGAAGAAAUGCCGCUCCUUCAUGAACCUCUUUUAAAUGCAUGGUUUGGAGGGAAAGGAACAGUUAGUCCUUUACAUACAGAUCCCUAUCACAAUAUUUUUUCUCAAAUAGUAGGGUGGAAAUAUGUGAGAUUAUAUGCGCCCGAGGAAAACGAAGCUUUAUAUCCUCGAUCAUUUGAAGGAGGCAUAAAUAUGAGCAAUACGAGUCAGAUUGAUCUCGAUAAUCUAGAUACCAAAAAAUUCCCAAAAUUUUCAAACGCAAAAUAUGUAGAAGGCAUUAUUGGUCCUGGUGACUGUCUUUAUAUCCCAGUGGGUUGGUGGCAUUAUGUAAGAAGUUUAAGUGUAAGUUUUAGCGUAAGUUUUUGGUGGAAUUAA
Messenger RNA from Pneumocystis jirovecii RU7, 1536 nucleotides. RefSeq lists its product as uncharacterized. Bases 1 to 1536 code for a protein of 511 amino acids. Lineage: Eukaryota; Fungi; Ascomycota; Pneumocystomycetes; Pneumocystales; Pneumocystaceae. The record is from RefSeq and is a predicted model, not a curated record. The transcript is spliced from 4 exons. Gene Ontology annotation, molecular function: 2-oxoglutarate-dependent dioxygenase activity.